Molecule: messenger RNA, 1299 nt
Organism: Caenorhabditis briggsae
Lineage: Eukaryota; Metazoa; Nematoda; Chromadorea; Rhabditida; Rhabditidae
Gene: Cbr-peb-1
Product: Protein CBR-PEB-1
Exons: 6
Coding region: 1-1299 (432 amino acids)
Source: RefSeq, a predicted model, not a curated record
AUGUUGGGUCUGGAAAAGCCACUAUCCUCCGACAUUUCGUCUUCCUCUACUGACACUUCCGCCAUCUCACCGAUUAGCGUGAGCAGUAUGCCACUAUCACCGGACAAGGAAAAGAAAAAGAUAAAAUUCAUCCGCUACAACCCAGACAUCCCACAAAUCGUCACAUCGUUUAAAGGAUACCAAAAACUUAUGUAUCAGGGUUAUCGAUACAACAUUUAUCAGGUUGUUCCAGAAAAGAACUUCAAAUCAUGGCGAUGUGUGUGCGCCAAAAAGAUGCCUGAUGAUGGCCAAUGGUGCAAGUGUCGAGCUGAGACGACGAGUGAUAACUCAAACGCGUGCACAAAGAAUACGCACAAUCAUCCGCCAAAGCACCGUGUCGCCGAGAUCGAAUUCAUCAAGUCACAACUCAUCAAUGCUGCCUUCGAAAAUCCUGACCACGAUGCUGGGGACCUUAUCAACCAAGCUUGUAUGUAUUUGAGCGAAGGAGUCUCAUUCGAUAACAAAGAAAGCCUGAAAAAGAGCCUAGUAUCUGCCAGAAAUAAGGAAGGCAAGCCAAGAAAGCCAAAGAGCAAGACGUCCACAAACCCAUUGAAAAGAAUGAAAAUUGAAAUUGAGGAGGAAGAUGAGAAUGUAUUCAAAAUGCAAAGAAUGGACAACGAUAUCACUGGAUUCCUUCCCCUCCUUAAUAACUCCAUCUCAAUGGUUAAAGUAGAAUCUCCAUUCAGUACGACGCCCACCAUCCAGAUCCCUCCACCAAAUCCUCCACAAAUCCAUCAACCACAAGAGCACAGCAACUUGCUCCAACCAGCCGCACUCAACGGUUUCAACAACUCGUGGAUGGGUGGAAUUGAAGAUCCGAUCGCAAUGUUCUGGGCAAACGCAAUGCUCAACCCAAGCGGACUAGACGUACUUUCAACGAUCGCUGCACUUUCAAAGCAUCAGCUACACAGCCAGGGACCAACUCAGGCUGCAACAGCGCCAGCUGCUCCACUCUCUUCAAACCUUUCUGUCAGCAGUUUCACUCCACAGAUGCCGAAAGAAGCCUCAAUGGCGAUUCCACCAACACAGAUUCUGAACUUGAAAGACCUGAAACCACUGCCACCACUUGCCGCCAUCCAAACAAGCCCGGUGAUUCAAGCAGCCAGCCUACUCCGACCGAUCCCAAUGAAGAAUGACAUGGGGACACAGACCGUUGAGGAAAUCAAAGUAUCCAGAUGCCUGACCUCUGGCUGCGGUUGCCGUGUGAUUCGAAUUUGCUGCUGCGAUGAAGGCAGAUGUCGACGAGCCGCCGCGUGUUAA